Messenger RNA from Acanthamoeba castellanii str. Neff, 2157 nucleotides. Its product is annotated as BTB/POZ domain containing protein. Gene Ontology annotation, biological process: regulation of proteolysis; proteasome-mediated ubiquitin-dependent protein catabolic process. Bases 1 to 2157 code for a protein of 718 amino acids. Gene Ontology annotation, molecular function: ubiquitin protein ligase binding. The transcript has 11 exons. Gene Ontology annotation, cellular component: cytoplasm. NCBI's taxonomy places the organism in Eukaryota, Discosea, Longamoebia, Acanthamoebidae. The record is from RefSeq and is a predicted model, not a curated record.
AUGCAGGAAGAGGACAUACAGCGGGCACUCGCCCAAAUCUCAACCGGAGACACAGCCGAAGCGGAGCUCCUUUUGGCCCUGGCCAAACUCAAGCAGAUCAAAGCCACUGAGUGGAAGCAAGGCACGACGGCGGAGACGAAGCAAAAGGCAGUGCAGGUGCUUUCCGGCGCCGUGGCCAAUGAGGAGUACCGGCUCCUCUUGCAGGCCCACGCCGCAGCAGCCUUGGCACCCAUCAUGGAACAGGGAGCGAGCGCGCUUGUGCUGAGCGAGGCAGUGAUCGAGCACCUGUUGCGCCGGAUCGCCGACGUGACGCCACAGCCGGACCUACCCUUCGCACAGAAGAAGUUCUUGCGGGUGCUGGCCCACUCUGUCAAAGUGAAGGCCACGUGCGAUCACGUGGCGAACAAGGGCGGAAUCGAGGUCGUGGCCGGCUUCCUCCGCCGCACGCCGCUGGCCGAGUCCAAGCGCCAGCGGCUGCGAUGGGCGACCUCGUGCCUGUGGAUCAUGGCCACCGAUCUGACGCGCAUCCUGGCGCUGGCCAGUUGCGAUCUCAUCCCGGUCAUUCGCGACAUCUUUCAGGACUACAUCGACACCUACGCGCGCUCAAACUUUUCUUCGCGCUUCCUCUCCGAAGCACUGAUGAGCAUGGCCCAACACGAGGUCACGCUGAUGGAGGUCAUCCGAGAGGAAUGCCUGCCCACGGUCUGGCGCUAUCUACUCUACCACGUAAGGUGCAAGACCGAAUUCCCCAAACGCCCGGAUGUGCUCAAGGUCUACCACCCCAGAGUGACGAAGCUGAGAGCUCGAGUGAAGAGCCUGGUGUGCUGCUCGGUGCGCGGUAAAGACGGACACGGCUUCAAGCCCCUGCUCGCAUUGACCUUCAUGUUCAUGGACAAGGCCGAAAAGCGACAGUUCUUCAUCGACGCCGAUGGCCUCUCCCUCUUCUUCAAGGAGCUCCAGGAGAACAAGGACAGUGCGCUCACGAUUCUGACCGCCUUCAACUGCCUCGUGUUUGGAGUUGAGCAAAUCUACAGUGGGACUGCAGUCGUUCCGCCUGCCAUACCCGAGCCGCAACCCGACACCACCGCCAUCUCGACGACGACGGCGCACCUCCCCGAGUACCUCGCUCCGAUUCGCCGCACGGUGGUUCAAUUGGGCUCGUUCGCCGUGUGGCGCGACGACAAGUCGCUUCACGACGUCACCUUCUCCUUCCCCUACGAGGACAAUCAGACGGUGACGGCGCACAAGCUGUUGUUGGCGGGUCGAUCGGCGGUGUUCAAGGCCAUGUUCACGCUCGGCAUGCGCGAGGCCCAGCGCACGUCCGAGGCGCUGCUCACGAUCCCCAUCCCCAACAUGUCGCCGGCCACCUUCAACCUGCUGCUCGACUUUGUCUACGGCGUCCACCUCGAGGCGGCGGCUCCUCCAGCUCAGCCCGGGACCACCCCAGCUGCGGCCGGCAGCGCGAGUGGGCCGAGCACCAAUGGCCACCAGUCGGCGCCGGCUGGUGGCGGGCAGCCAGGGCAGCGGCCGCUGUUCGCCAACAGCAGCGCGCUGGACGCGGCCGUGGCGUGGCUCGAGCGAUCGGGCGUGGGUCAAGACGGGGCGAGCGCGCUGAUGGCCGCCGCCGGCCAGUACGAGAUUCUCGACCUCGAAGACGCCUGCGCCAUCUUCCUCGGCGGGAAGGUGGUGGCGUCCAACGUGUUGAAUCUGCUGCGAGAGGGCCUUCUCCAUCGAUCGCCGGUGCUCAUCUUCCGCUGCUUCGAAUUCCUCCUCGACAACAUGUGGAGCCUCUUCAUGCACACCGCCACCGCCACCGCCGCGACAACCACCGCCUCAACGCCACAACCAGAAGCCGCCGCUACCACUUCGUCGUCGUCGUCAUCGUCAUCGUCAUCAUCCUCAUCAUCUGGCGAUGGUAAGCAGGACAAGGAGGAGGCAGCUGUGGCAGAUGCGCCGAAGCUGCCGCCGGUCACGCGGGCGUUCAGUCCGCUGGUGCGGGGCAUCUUGAUGGAGGCCGACUGCCUGCAGUGGCUGCGGGGCUUCGUGGUGCGCGGCAUGCUGGGCCUACCGCACGUCGAGUUCGAGGUCGUCGCCUCCGCGGGGCCGCAGAGCAAAGUGCCUCGGCCAGAUGGCGCCAAGGCCUGUUGCCUCCAGUAG